Molecule: messenger RNA, 1029 nt
Organism: Penicillium oxalicum
Lineage: Eukaryota; Fungi; Ascomycota; Eurotiomycetes; Eurotiales; Aspergillaceae
Product: putative serine/threonine-protein kinase
Exons: 5
Coding region: 1-1029 (342 amino acids)
Biological process (GO): regulation of mRNA processing; protein phosphorylation; spliceosomal complex assembly
Molecular function (GO): ATP binding; protein kinase activity
Source: RefSeq, a predicted model, not a curated record
AUGGGGAUCACAGUCGACCGUGUGGCUAGCCCGGGACAUAUCCAGUCUUCACAACCAAAAUUCAAAUGGCAACUCGAAAAAACAGUGGCCCUCAAGAUAAUCAACAUUAAUAACGCUGACGAUGCUCUUCAUGAGAAGGAAUUUGAAAAUCAUAUUACAAAGCAACAUUCCGCGCAUCGUGACCGCGUAAUUCUCCGCACGUGCAUGGAUGACUUUGAAGUAUCUGGUCCAGAAGGAAAGCAUCUGUGUCUUGUGUACGAGCCGAUGAGAGAGCCACUCUGGAUCUUUCAGACUCGCUUCGUUGAUCGCAAGAUUCCUCUCCCUAUUGCAAAGGCCUAUAUCUAUUUUCUCCUCGUUGGUCUCAAUUAUCUUCACUCAGAGUGCAAAGCUGUCCACACAGAUCUCAAGCUUGGAAAUAUUCUGAUAAACUUCGAAAAUGAAAGCAUUUUGACCGAUUUUAUUCAACGACGACAACCGAUGCAAUACAAGGUUGAUAACGAGAGCGGCCGGCACAUCUACCGCUGCUAUAAUGAUUUUGGUCCCCUUGACGCAAACCACAUCAAGAAUAUGAUUCCUAAACUGGCCGAUUUCGGUCUCGCAGCCAGACUCGAUAAACUAUGUCCCCGAAACGGGAUAGCAGGAGAGCAACUAGGCAUCUACCCUAUCCAACCGGACUAUUACCGUGCCUCAGAGGUAAUCCUGGGCUGUGGUUGGGAUUCCAAGGCAGAUAUCUGGAAUUUUGGCGUGCUAUUGUGGAACAUCCUCGGGAAUAAGGCGUUGUUUCAGCAGGUACACAAUACAAACGGCCAAUACGAUGCAAAGUCACACGCCGAAAUGAUUUCUUUAGUCGGUUCUCCACCUGAAGCCCUGCUCGCUAAAUCCAAAGCGAUGUCAGAGCACAACUGGCCCGAGUCUGUCACGAAUGACACUGGAGCACUCUGCAAUAAUGCUCAAGAGUUUUUUGGUGGCCCAUUCUUCAACGCAAAAGGCCAAUUUUGCUAUAAUGAAUUGAUCCGUCCAGAACGUUAA